AUGAGCUCAGAAAAUGCAACUGAUUGUCUGGGAUGGGCUGCAAGAGACGCUUCUGGGGUUCUAUCGCCUUACAAAUUUACCCGAAGGGCUGUUCAGAGUGAUGAUGUUUCCGUAAAGAUUACACACUGUGGAGUUUGCUAUGCUGAAGUGGUUUUUCCGAGGAACAAACAUGGAGAUGACACCUACCCUUUCGUGCCUGGACAUGAGAUUGCUGGAAUUGUGCAAGAGGUUGGUUCCAAUGUGAGCGGCUUCAAAGUUGGUGAUCAUGUUGGAGUGGGAACCUAUGUGAAUUCAUGCAGAGAGUGUGAUUACUUUUACACUUAUAACCGUCCUGAUGUGGAUGGUACUAUUACACAAGGAGGGUUUUCCACUUACAUUGUUGUCCAUCAAAGGUACUGCUUCAGGAUACCAGAUGCCUAUUCAUUGGCCUCUGCAGCACCUCUGCUUUGUGCUGGCAUUACUGUUUACUCUCCGAUGAUGCGCCACAAGAUGAACCAGCCCGGUAAAUCCCUGGGUGUGAUUGGACUUGGUGGCCUUGGUCACAUGGCAGUGAAAUUUGGGAAGGCUUUGGGACUAAACGUGACCGUUUUCAGUACAAGCAUAUCAAAGAAAGAGGAAUCUCUAACUCUGCUUGGCCCUGGCAAAGUCACUUGA
Molecule: messenger RNA, 654 nt
Organism: Prunus armeniaca (apricot)
Lineage: Eukaryota; Viridiplantae; Streptophyta; Magnoliopsida; Rosales; Rosaceae
Source: the annotation of a GenBank genome assembly